AUGGUCAUUCGAAAUGUAUGCUUAAUGGGUGGACUACCGUGGGGACUUCGUUUUGAACCAUUUCCAAAUGGACGAAUUCGAGUUACUCAAGUUUUGCCCAAUGGACGAGCUGAUCAAGAAGGUGUACGAAUUGGUGAUAUUGUAGAAACAAUUAAUGGACAACACUGCACAAGUUAUAAAAUGCUCAAUGUUAG
This is a messenger RNA of Acanthocheilonema viteae, 194 nucleotides long. The record is from the annotation of a GenBank genome assembly. Lineage: Eukaryota; Metazoa; Nematoda; Chromadorea; Rhabditida; Onchocercidae.